GUCAGGAGCAUUCUCCACCUCAUCAUCAAUCCCCAGAGCUUUUCCCGAUCCAUGGAAGGUCUAUUCUAUCUUGUAUCUUUUUCCGGACCGGUUCUACCAGCGCUAUUGUUUGUUUUAAUGUCCCGGAUUCAUUUGCAACAUCGUGCCGUUCGUCCUGACAUCUGCCCGAAGGCACUCAUUGAUGUGCUCGUCAUCUCGAUUUGUCAGUCUGUCAAGACAGCCAGACAAAUGUGACAGGUACCCAGCUUCCUGUCCAUUCCACCUGUCGUUCGAAGAAGGACGGAGUCCCCAGAAUCACUCAACGCUUUGUCCACGCCUGUUGGCAUUCGACCAGAAGUCUACCAGGCUUCACUUGAUACGACCUGGCGAAUGUGAAGGUGAAAGUUAUUCGUCGUACGAACUGAUAUUUUACAGGCGAGGAAGGGUGGUUUCUCAAUUGGGGCAACUGGAAGGCAUAGUCUCCCUACCUUUUCCUGCGACAGAGGCACCGUUCACCUAUCUGUACUGCAACUUCUCGACUGAGUUGUCGAAUAAGUUUUUACGAGGUGAAACGUAACUCAAGGGUCAAGACCUGGCAGUAUUCGACGCAUGGUGUGACUUGUCAUCGCUACAGGAACUUCUGGUCUUCA
Suillus subaureus is the source of this 629-nucleotide messenger RNA. RefSeq lists its product as uncharacterized. Bases 182 to 556 code for a protein of 124 amino acids. The transcript is spliced from 4 exons. NCBI's taxonomy places the organism in Eukaryota, Fungi, Basidiomycota, Agaricomycetes, Boletales, Suillaceae. The record is from RefSeq and is a predicted model, not a curated record.